This is a messenger RNA of Zea mays, 2055 nucleotides long. RefSeq lists its product as uncharacterized. The record is from RefSeq and is a predicted model, not a curated record. Lineage: Eukaryota; Viridiplantae; Streptophyta; Magnoliopsida; Poales; Poaceae. Gene Ontology annotation, molecular function: ATP binding; protein kinase activity; calcium ion binding. The coding region runs from base 275 to 1741 and encodes 488 amino acids. Gene Ontology annotation, biological process: protein phosphorylation. The transcript is spliced from 6 exons.
GUCCUUCUCGGACCGCCGGCUCCGCGUCCCCAGUUCUACGUCGCCAGCACCUCAUCCAUACCGUUAGCCCGCACAGCAGUUUUUACUGCUCUGUAGUAGUAGGCUGUAGACUCUGUACUCUCUAGUCUCUACUCCCCCCUCUCCGCCUUCUCUCUCUCCGCAGGCGGUAUCCUCCCUUCCUCGGUUCCUCUCCUCUCCCCCACCACCCCACCCCAGCGCCCCAAAUGCCGCUCCAACCCUAGCCUCCCGCCACGCCUUUCGAUCUCGGCCGGCCAUGGGCAACUGCUGCCGCUCGCCGGCCGCCGUCGCGCGGGAGGACGUCAGCUCCUCGCACUUCCCCGCAUCCAACGCGAAGAAGAAGCCGCACCAAGCGCGCAACGGCGGCGGCGCCGGGCAGAAGCGGCUCUCGGUUCUGGGCGACGAGGGGUGCGAGGUCGUCGGGAUCGACGACAAGUACGUCCUGGACAGGGAGCUCGGCCGCGGGGAGUUCGGGGUGACGUACCUGUGUAUGGAUCGGGGCACCAAGGAGCUGCUCGCCUGCAAGUCCAUCUCCAAGCGCAAGCUGCGGACGGCCGUCGACGUGGAGGACGUGCGCCGGGAGGUGGCCAUCAUGCGCCACCUGCCCAAGAGCCCCAGCGUCGUGUCCCUGCGGGAGGCGUGCGAGGACGACGGCGCCGUCCACCUCGUCAUGGAGCUCUGCGAGGGCGGCGAGCUCUUCGACCGCAUCGUCGCGCGGGGCCACUACACCGAGCGCGCCGCCGCCAGUGUCACCCGCACCAUCCUCGAGGUCGUCCAGCUCUGCCACCGCCACGGCGUCAUCCACCGCGACCUCAAGCCGGAGAACUUCCUCUUCGCCAAUAAGAAGGAGAACUCGCCGCUCAAGGCCAUCGACUUCGGUCUCUCCAUCUUCUUCAAGCCUGAGACUGAACAAGGGGUGGCGCAGGCUAUUCUUCGUGGAAAUAUCGAUUUUAAGCGGGAACCCUGGCCUAAUGUUUCGGAAAAUGCAAAAGAUUUAGUUCGACACAUGUUGGAGCCUGAUCCAAAGCUCAGGCUAACUGCAAAGCAGGUUCUUGAACAUCAUUGGCUUCAAAAUGCAAAGAAGGCUCCUAAUGUCCCUCUUGGAGAUAUUGUAAAGUCAAGGCUCAAACAAUUUUCUAGGAUGAAUAGAUUCAAAAGAAGGGCUCUAAGGGUCAUUGCUGAUCAUUUGUCUGCUGAGGAAGUUGAGGAUAUAAAGGAUAUGUUCAAGACUAUGGAUACUGACAAUGAUGGAAUUGUAUCUUAUGAAGAACUGAAGACUGGAAUAGCAAAACUUGGUUCUCAUCUUGCGGAAUCAGAAGUACAGAUGCUCAUUGAAGCUGUGGACACAAACGGGAGGGGGGCACUAGACUACGGGGAAUUUCUGGCCGUCUCGCUCCACCUGCAGAGGAUGGCGAACGACGAGCAUCUCCGGCGGGCCUUCCUGUUCUUCGACAAGGACGGCAACGGUUUCAUCGAGCCCGAGGAGCUUCGAGAGGCUCUGGUGGACGACGGGGCGGCCGACAGCAUGGAGGAAGUGGUGAACGACAUACUGCAAGAAGUCGACACCGACAAGGACGGCAAGAUCAGCUACGAGGAGUUUGUGGCGAUGAUGAAGACCGGCACGGACUGGAGAAAGGCGUCCCGGCACUACUCGAGAGGGAGGUUCAACAGCCUCAGCAUGAAGCUUAUAAAGGACGGGUCGGUAAAGCUGGGUGUCGAGUGAAAACCGCACCGACGCUCGUUGAUGUGUGUGUGGGUGUGUGCGCGCAUGUAGUUUUAGGCCCUUGGGCCACUAAGCAGAAGAACUCUAGGCCUUCUUCUUCUUUUUUUGUCCCCUCGUGACUGUCUUGCGUGGAAAUUUUAGAUAGGUGGAAGUGGCGGAACCCUCCGAUUUGUCUUACUACCUGUGUAAUUAGCUAUCCCGGUCUCGCUGACAGGCACUGGGCCAAACGGUGUACCUAAUGCUCUCACCCGUUCUCUUGAUGGCAGCCCGAGUGCUGUACGAUACAGUGUGUUUUGCGGUCUGGAAAUGCUCAA